Physella acuta is the source of this 1027-nucleotide messenger RNA. RefSeq names its product NADH dehydrogenase [ubiquinone] 1 alpha subcomplex subunit 6. Gene Ontology annotation, cellular component: respiratory chain complex I. The record is from RefSeq and is a predicted model, not a curated record. NCBI's taxonomy places the organism in Eukaryota, Metazoa, Mollusca, Gastropoda, Physidae. Gene Ontology annotation, biological process: response to oxidative stress.
UUUAACAACAAUAAUAGUUUGUCCUUGAGCAAGAUGGCGACUAGCCGAGUAGUUCAGCAGGGAGUUAAACAGGUUAAACCUCUGCUUUCUGUUGAUCGUACAGAAGCUAGAAGAAGAGUUUUGAAUCUUUACAAAGCUUGGCAUAGACAAAUCCCAUACACUGUGAUGCAUUUCGACAUCCCAGUUACAAUACCCCAAGCCAGGGCCAAACUGCGAGAACUUUUCUUGAAAAACAAACAUGUGACAGACAUCCGUGCCAUUGACAUGCUUGUCAUUAAGGGCCAGAUGGAUCUUGUAGAGACUACAAAUAUCUGGAAACAGGCAAACCAUGUUAUGGCAUAUUUUAAAGACACUGUCAAUCCCAAGCCAACAGAUUUUCUUUCAAAGUUUUAUGAGGGCCAGGAUUAGUUAUGUACAGAUUAGGUGAUAAUAAAUUGAUUUGAAAAUGUGACCCAUUUGUUUAUACUUGAAUAAAAUGUGAUUGAUCUUGUCUGAUGUGUUGUCAAGUACUGCUAGAUUUGUUCCUCUGGUUUCCUAAUGUUGUCAGGUACUGCUAGAUUUGUUCCCCUGGUUUCCUUGUGUGUUAAGAAAAUGAUCUGCUAAUGAAGACAGUAUUAUCUGUUUAGCACAGUCAUUAGUGUGGAAUGUUUUGUGAUCCCUGAGAGCUGCUAUUGUAUUGUGACAGGGGGUGUACAUUCAUGUGUAAAAAAGUACACAGGGUUAGUUGUGGUUUGUAUGCCAAUGAUAGGUGUUGGUGUUGCCCAAAACGUUAAAAGAAAAUGGACUAGUUGUACGUUUCCUUAGUUGGUGAUCUCCCUUACACAGUUCAUAAAACAUUGAAAGGGAGAUAAUAGUGAAUUCUGGUUAGGCAUUGCCUGGUGUCUGCCUCCCUUAGAAUAUUUUAAACCAGUACGAGAUGACAAGAUUAUUAGAAAGUUUCUACUGUUUUGUUUUUAACUGAAAGUGUUUAAUUUAUGUUUUAAAAAGCAACAAAAUUCAAUAUAAUUAAUAAAGCAUAUGUAUAUUA